GAAACAAGCAGAUAUACUUGAAGGGUUGUUCUUCAUUCUACUCUUAUCCACUCUAUCCCAUAUAUGUAAGGACCAACAUAUAACACCCUUUUCAUUUAACCAUUUUUUUUUCUGGUUCAAAACCAUGGCUGAAGCUAUCAUUGCUUUCAAUGUUUUCAACUCACAUAUUCAUAGCUCAUGUCUUCAGACAAAAAGAUUUGUAGUCAACUCAUCUUCAAGAUUGCCUAAGCUUCCUUCAAAUUCUACACCUUUUCACAAGUCAUGUCAGGUGUUAGAUGGCAAGAGAAAAAGAGGAUCUUUGUGUAAAGUAAAUGGAUUACCAGAUAUUCCAUUGAUGGCAAUUCUAGUAGAACAUAUGGAAGGACAGAGAGAUCUUAUAACUGAGAAAACAAUUUGGCAUCUUAGUGAUCGACAAAUAAAAAAUGUUUACGCUUGGUACACAUUGUUCACUGUUUGGGGAGUCUUGUUUUUUGGUUCUAUGAAGGACCCCUAUUAUGAUUCAGAAACAUAUAGAGGAGAUGGUGGAGAUGGCACUGGAAACUGGACCUAUGAGAAGCAAGAGGUAAUGGAAGCAGAGGCAAGAGAAGCUCUAUGGCGAGAGGAGUUGAUUGAGGAAAUUGAACAAAAAGUUGGAGGGUUGAAAGAAAUUGAAGAAGCAGCAAAGAAAGAGGAAGAACUUGUUAAAUGAUUUAUCAGUAAAAAUGCAUGUCUUUGAUUCCAUCCAUUAAGUCAUUAUUAUGUAUAUAACUAGAUCACAGGAGUAAAUUUUUAUGCUUCAAA
Lathyrus oleraceus (garden pea) is the source of this 780-nucleotide messenger RNA. Its product is annotated as photosynthetic NDH subunit of subcomplex B 4, chloroplastic. Gene Ontology annotation, biological process: photosynthetic electron transport in photosystem I. The transcript is spliced from 6 exons. Gene Ontology annotation, cellular component: chloroplast thylakoid membrane; NAD(P)H dehydrogenase complex (plastoquinone). Bases 125 to 688 code for a protein of 187 amino acids. The record is from RefSeq and is a predicted model, not a curated record. Lineage: Eukaryota; Viridiplantae; Streptophyta; Magnoliopsida; Fabales; Fabaceae.